This is a messenger RNA of Ogataea polymorpha, 426 nucleotides long. RefSeq lists its product as uncharacterized. Lineage: Eukaryota; Fungi; Ascomycota; Pichiomycetes; Pichiales; Pichiaceae. The coding region runs from base 1 to 426 and encodes 141 amino acids. The record is from RefSeq and is a predicted model, not a curated record. The transcript has a single exon.
AUGUUCAAAUUAGCAGCUGGCCGUACCCUCAAGGAAAGUUCAAGGGGACUCCUCAGACAACCAUCUACAUCUCUUCUCCGCCACUACUCCCUAGCAGACAGGCAGGGUGUCCUUAGACUAGAGGAGCUGAUGCUCCAAUGUCACGCAUACCCGGACCUUAGAACCAAGGCAUACGACGCAUUCAAAGUAGUGGACAAGGCGAUCACGGUAGCAGACAAGCGUGCCAAUUCAUUCUUCUUUGACAGAUAUUCGGCCAUCACAAGUUUCAUGUUCAGCGUGCUGUUCACGAGGGAGAUACUCCGCAAGCCGAAUAAGGAGGUUGUUGACCAAUUUCUGGAUUCUAUCGCGCUACACGACAUCGACUUCCAGCUAGAGGAUGUCAAACUGGUAAUCCAAUAUCUGGGCACAAUCAAACGAUUGCUGUGA